This is a messenger RNA of Anoplophora glabripennis (Asian longhorned beetle), 4602 nucleotides long. Its product is annotated as GATA-binding factor 6-B. Lineage: Eukaryota; Metazoa; Arthropoda; Insecta; Coleoptera; Cerambycidae. Gene Ontology annotation, molecular function: zinc ion binding; RNA polymerase II cis-regulatory region sequence-specific DNA binding; DNA-binding transcription factor activity, RNA polymerase II-specific. The transcript is spliced from 7 exons. Bases 164 to 1699 code for a protein of 511 amino acids. The record is from RefSeq and is a predicted model, not a curated record. Gene Ontology annotation, biological process: positive regulation of transcription by RNA polymerase II; negative regulation of transcription by RNA polymerase II; cell fate commitment.
UAAUUCAAUUGUCUGUCAAUGUGACGACAUUAACCCGUCCGAAAUUACCGAUAGGGGGCUGAACAGAGGUGCGAGCAAGCUACUUACUCAUUUGAACUUGGCGGUCGACUUGAAACAGUGGAGAGUGCAUUUGUUGUACACCUUCAAACACAUCAACGGCAAAAUGGAAUCAAACGAAGAACAGCAGUCGUCUCCUCAGGAAGUGAAGCCUAAGGUAGAAGAGGCUGAUCAGCAGGAGCAGCAGCAACCGCUCCCUACCACUGUCAUAAGAAGACGUGUCAUCUGCGAUGAAGGAACAAUUGUCGAGAAUAACGAGGAGCAACCUACAGAAGUUUCCACGGAAGAAGUAGUGAAAACUUCUUCUACACCUCAAGAACAGAGUCCCACGGACCAAAAGCAGGAAACAGAAUCUGGACAGUAUCCGGAACUACUUCAAACUGAAUCCCAGGAGCAGUUCACUGAAACCAAGACUUACGCUGUAGAGGUUAUAGCUCAGGAACCGUAUCAAAAUCAAAGUGACUACCAGCAAGAUAUAGGAUACACGACGGUGCAAAUCGAACAACUCCCGAGUACCGUUGAGACUCAGGCUGAUUACGCCAAUUUGGAAACGGCUCAGUAUAACAACGGCUAUACGAAUGGACCUCAAUAUUUGACCCAACAUCAGUAUCAAGAUAUGUACAGCAUCGAAAGAGCUGCAGGAGAAAGUCCUCCCGCUAAUACGCUGCUCUACAGGGACAAUGAUCCGAAUUUGGCUUCUUCUAGAUACCAGAACAGCUUCGAUGUAUCUAGUUCUCAGCAGCAAUCUCAGGUGAAUCUGAUCCAGCCUGGAGACACAUAUUACAACAGCACUGCAAACUGGACCCCUACCAACGCCUCGUACCAACAGUACCAGGGUAGUACCAACAUGAAUAUUAGUUUACACCAGCCGGACAGCACUCAAACUUAUACGGGAUACACAAACGCCACCUGGUCGCACGGCACCAUGGAGGAUGCCCAGCCUCAUCGAACAGCAAGCCAAGAGGUACUAGUGAAAGAGUGCGUAAAUUGCGGCGCUAGUGUUACCCCCCUUUGGCGUAGAGACGGUACCGGUCAUUAUCUCUGUAAUGCGUGUGGUUUGUACCAUAAAAUUAAUGGUGUGCACAGACCACCAGUUAGGCCUACCAAAAAACCACAGGCGACUGGGAAUCGAAGAAAUGGAAUAUCAUGUGCCAACUGCAAAACCCAAAAUACUACCCUGUGGAGAAGAAACAAUCAGGGGGAACCAGUUUGUAAUGCCUGCGGACUGUAUUAUAAAUUACACAGUGUUAACAGGCCACUGAGUAUGAAGAAAGAUGGAAUUCAGACCCGUAAGAGAAGACCAAAGAAUUCUUCUGCUGCAAACGCUUCAGCCUCAAGUCACCAUCUGCAAAGAAUACCUGUGCAGUACAAUUAUAAUGCUCAAGAAAUCGAACUGCCACCCGAUCAAUAUCAGCUGCCAAUGACAGCAACAUUAUACCAGCAGCAACAGCAGCAACCGCAAGCUUACAGACAAUUUACUGUGGAACAGCUAAGCCGGCACCUUUCCAACAUACCACCGCUGCAACCAGUAAUUGCAGAAGUAGAACAAGCCAGUGUCAUAACGUCCACUUCACAACAAACCCGAUUCAGACAGGAGACUGAAGAUGACGAUGGUAGCAGCAAUCCACCAUCGGCAUCUUAAAUGUUCUUAAUCUACAUGCAGCAGAAAACUCGAAAACAAUUAUGAUUUUAUGAAAAUUCUACAUAGAAUAUAUGCCGUCGUCCUUAUCAUACUACUAGUUAUAGCUAUGUUUAUAUGAUUAGAUUGAUAUUUAUAAACACCUAUUGAAUAGGAAAUCAGUCAUUAGAAUACCUGUAUGCUUGUAAAUUAUUAUAUUCAUUGACAUAAUAUUAUAGCAAUAAUAUUAUAGCAAAUGAGUUCGGGGGGUGUAAAUAGCUAAAUACAACAUAAAAAUUAUUUUUAUAGAAAUAGUUCACCAAAAUUACCUUUUUUUAUUUUACUUAAUAUACAGCUCGAAAAAUAUCAUUUAGUGCAUAAGUACUUUAAAUGAAGAAGUAAACUAGAAAUAUACUGAAUGACAAAAAUAUAAGUGGUAAAAUACAAUACUUAUCUUUUUAGAAGAUAAUUAGGAUUUCAAUUUUGGAGAUUGCGUUUUUCGUCAUAAAUCGUUUUCCAGGAAAAACAUCAUUAAUCUUAUUAUACAGUUUAAUUUGCUACUGCAUUAGAUAGGUAUGUAUUUUUAUGUUUUCGUUUUACUUACUUUUCAGUACUAAAAUGCUUUAGAUUACUAAAUAAAUUUAAUUUAGUAACCUAUAAAAGCCUAAAAAUUGCCUACAAAAAAUUUAUUUGAACCAAAGAUUCUGCUGCGGGAAAAUCCAGCGGCUUCAUAAGGUUAUUGGAUUCUCUUGCAUUCACUUGUAUAUUUCUCACUAGGAUCUACCAUUCGUUAUUUCUUCUAAUUGUCUCGUAACAAUCAGAAGUAAAUAAUAAGGAAUUAAAUGAAAAAUCAAUUAGUUUAAAAAUGAUUUUCUUUUUGCAUUGUUUUCAUUUAGAUCGGAAUAACUAGCUCGAUAACUAGUCAUCAAAAUACUUACAUAUACCUAAUUAAAUUAUGCCUAUGUGCUUAUAAGCAUAUAUUGUAAAUAAAAAGGACUUAUGGAUUAUAAUUGGAUUUGUAGGUGCACACUUUAUAUUCUUAAUGCGUAACUGUGUAACUUGUUACUACUUAAUUGUUUAUGUAUGUAUGUACGUAUGUUAUAUCAAAUUCUAGAAAAGAUUUUGACAUAUCCAACUCUACGCAUUUCAAUGGUGUUUAUGCUCAUAAUGGUCCUGAUGUAUGUAACCUUUUCUCAUCUUACUUUCAAAGUGUUUAUGAAUUAUAGUACAAAAACCACUUCAAAUAUAUAAUUGCGCAAAUAGGAAUGGAUGUAAUAGUAUUUAUUUAGUACAAAUAACAGAGUAUUUGUUAUUAGAUAAAGUGGAUGAUAUAAAUCCAAAUAAAGGAGCUAGAGUUGAUGGCUUACCUGCUUUUGUAAAAAACUGUGCCCCGGCUUUGCAUGUACCUCUGUCAUUAAUAUUUAAUAAAUCUCUUAAUCUAGGGAAAUUUCCAACUUUAUGGAAAGCUUAUUUAAUUCCUAUAUAUAAAAAUUCAGAAGAUAAAAAUUGCGUUAAUAAUUAUAGAAGUAUAAGUAAUAGGAUGUAUUUAGUGAAUUAUUUGAAUCGAUUAUAUACGAUAGUCUUUUUAAUACGCUAUUAUGGUUGAACAACAUGGCUUCUUUUCUAAAAAAUCAAUCUAAUUAUGUUACAAUGAAUACAUUCGUAGUGUUGUGGACCUUGUGAGCCUUUGAUAAAAUUGAUCACAAUAUUUUGAUAGCUAAAUUGGCGGAUAUCGGUAUACAUGGUGAUCUGUUGCUUUGGUUUGCCUCAUUUAUAUAUAGAUCUCAAAUAGUUCUAGUCAAUAAUUUCAAAUCUGACCCAAUAUUUAUAACUCCUGGUAUGCCACAAGGUUCACAUUUAGGUCCGUUAGUAUUUCUUAUAUAUAUUAAUACUAUUGGUAAUUUUAUUCAUUAUUGUAGGUUCCUUUUAUAUUCAACUAAUUCAAACUGACAUGAAUAGUAUUGUCCGGUACUGCACAAACAAUAAAUUAACUUUAAACAUAGCAAAGUUUUAUUGUAUUAGUUUCACGAAAAACUAUGUUUUUGAUGCUAAUUAUUUUAUAAAAAUAGUGCAUAGGUUAAUGUUUAGGAGUGUUAUUUGAUAGUAAGAUGAGUUUUGGUCCACAUAUAGAUCAUAUUUGCAACAAGUGCAAUAAAAUGUUAGGUUUUAUAAUAAGAACAUGUAAUGAUUUUGGGCACGUAAAGUCAAUAAAAUCCUUGUAUUAUGCUCAUAUUUACAGUAGGUUAAAUUUUGAGAGUAUUUUCUGGAACCCCACUUAUAACAUAUACAAACUUAGAUUAGAAAUAUUGCAAAACAUAUUCGCCCGUUACUUAAAUUUUAGAAUAAAUGGCAUCUAUGUUCCUAAUAUCACAGUGACAAAACAAACAUUUAAAUUAACUACGCUAGCGAGCCGAAGAUUUCAGUCAGACCUCUUAUUUUUAUUCAAAUUGCUCAACAACUUGAUCGAUUCUCCUGAACUUCUAUCUUUGUUAAACUUUCACGUUCCAUCUAUAAAUACUAGAAAUAAUUAUUUAUUCGAUAUAAAUUUUUGAAAAACUAAUUUAGGUAUAAAUAAUUUAGGUAGAAUAACGUCGUCCUUUAACAGUUAUUUAUCAAAUGGAUGUGUACUGUCAUUAUCAUUUUAUACUUUUGAAAAUUAUGUUAAACGUUUAGAAAUGUAAUUGUGCGCCUUGUCUUUCUUUUUUAUUUUAUUUUUUUUUUAAUUCAUUUAAAUUGAACUGUUUUGUGUGUGUGUAGUGUGUGUGUGUAUAUGUCUAUUUUGUAGUAGGUACUGUGUUCACUCUGUUUUGAUCAACUAAAUUGUUAUGUUUUUUAUGUAUUUUAGAAUAAGAUAUUUUCCAUCUUUUAUUAACAAAUUGGUAGAAACUGUUGUGGGUUUAAAACCUGUAGCUUUCCCUAAACUGUAA